AUGUCUAUCGAAGGUCGCGUUUAUACGAUUACGGGUGCUGCGUCGGGGAUUGGUCGAGCAGUUGCCAUUCGCCUUGCGGAGCUGGGUGCCGCUGGGCUUGCACUUAGUGAUUUGAAUGUGAAAGGUCUCGAAGAGACAAAGAGCAAAUGCGCCACAUAUAACACAAAAGUCGUCAUAACACGGGUCGACGCUAGUAAAAGUGACCAGAUUGAAGAAUGGAUUGCAGCAACAAUUCGCGAUUUUGGACGCUUGGAUGGCGCCGCUAAUGUGGCUGGCAUCGCGGAGGGUGACGGCGAAACAACAUGCGCGACGAUUAAGACGGAAGAUUGGGACAAGAUGCUCGACGUGAAUCUUAGGGGAGUCAUGUUUUGCAUGCGAGCACAGCUCCCUCAUCUGCCCCGUCCUGGCGGUGCUAUUGUUAAUGUUUCGAGCACUUCUGGCCUCCGCGGUCUUCCGCACAAUGCUGCAUACGCAACAAGCAAGUUCGGUGUGAUCGGGUUGACCGAGUCUGCUGCUGGAGAGUUUGGCCAACAUGGUAUUCGCGUGAAUGCAUUGCUCCCUGGUCCGAUUGAUACUCCUAUAUUCCGUGACGGUGAAGCCAAAGGUCUGUUUAGUUCAGAAAUGACUAGUCAGGCCACAUGCCUCAAACGCAUGGGCAAACCAGAUGAGGUUGCCAAGGUACUUUGUUUCCUUCUCACCGAUGAUGCUUCAUAUGUGACUGGAUGCCACUGGACCGUUGAUGGAGGAUACAGUGCAUGCUGA
Molecule: messenger RNA, 762 nt
Organism: Penicillium pulvis
Lineage: Eukaryota; Fungi; Ascomycota; Eurotiomycetes; Eurotiales; Aspergillaceae
Product: SDR family NAD(P)-dependent oxidoreductase
Exons: 5
Coding region: 1-762 (253 amino acids)
Molecular function (GO): oxidoreductase activity, acting on the CH-OH group of donors, NAD or NADP as acceptor
Source: RefSeq, a predicted model, not a curated record